Messenger RNA from Spinacia oleracea (spinach), 1913 nucleotides. RefSeq names its product wax ester synthase/diacylglycerol acyltransferase 11-like. The coding region runs from base 235 to 1641 and encodes 468 amino acids. Gene Ontology annotation, biological process: triglyceride biosynthetic process. Gene Ontology annotation, molecular function: diacylglycerol O-acyltransferase activity. Lineage: Eukaryota; Viridiplantae; Streptophyta; Magnoliopsida; Caryophyllales; Amaranthaceae. The record is from RefSeq and is a predicted model, not a curated record. The transcript has 6 exons. Gene Ontology annotation, cellular component: plasma membrane.
AUUGUCAUAAAUUCCUAUACUUUUAGCAUAUCAAGAAAAGUAUGAAGUGAGUACUUAAUAAUGUACUCCUUGUUCCUAAGAAAAAUAAAAAAUUAAAAAUUAAAAAUCAAACUCUUGAAUUUUUUGUAUUUAAAUGCACGCAAAUCGCAAAAGGUUGAGUUGCUUCAAAAAUACUUUAACAGAAAAACAAACAAAAGCCAAGUUAUAAUUUUAAUUUGUUAUUUUGUAAGGAGAAUGUCUAAGAAUGAGCCCCUAAAUUCACCCUUUAGCAGGCUAUAUCUCUGCCCCGAAACUAAAUCAGAUGAUAUAAUGAAUUGUGCCUUGGGUUUUAAAUACCCAAUUGAUGUACAAGCCCUUAAGGAAGCCUUGUUAAACUCACUCAUGCUCAAACACCCAAGAUUUUGUAGCCUCUUGGUUAGAAACCCUAACGGUAGUGGUGAACACUGGAAACCAACCCUUGUUAACCUUGAUGAUCACGUCAUCCUCCACCACCACGACAACGACAACGACAACGACGAUGGAGGAGGAGAAGCCGAAGAAGAAGAAGAAGAAGAAGCGGCGGUGAAUGCUUACUUAGCUGACAUUUCAGUGUCAACACCACUAAGCGAAAACAAACCGUUAUGGGAAGUACAUGUUUUGUUAGGGUUAAAAUGUGUAGUGUUGAGAGUUCAUCAUACAUUAGGUGAUGCUGUUUCUUUGAUGUCUAUGCUUUCGGCUUGUUUCGGUAAAAAUAAAGAGAUGAAAAGUAGUGAUCAUAAUGUGAAAAAUCAUAAUCAAGCAAACAAGGAUUGGAGAGGAGGUGGAAUAUUUGGGUUAAUUAAGAGUUUAUGGUUCACAUUUAUAUUUGGGAUGAGGUUAUUAGGGAGGAUUAUGUGGGUUAAAGAGAAGAUUAGUGUCUUAAGUGGUGGUGAUGGGGUUGAGCUUUGGCCAAGGAAGAUUGUCACUGCCAAGUUUAAGAUUCAAGACUUUAAGUCUAUCAAAUUGGCCAUUCCUAGUGUUACUAUAAAUGAUGUUCUUUUAGGGGUUAUAUCUCACGGACUUUCCAAGUAUGUCGAUGCAACAUCACCCAAUGCUCCACAGCAAGAACUUCGUCAAGUCACUGCCAUCUUGGUUUUCAAUCUACGUGAAAAUUCUUCAUUGCAGGAAAAGACAGAUUUAAUGAGAGUGAGUACCAAUGGGUUUUCUGGAUGGGGAAACAAAACAGGCAUAGUACUCCUGCCAAAUUAUUGCUGUAAUGGGCCUCAUCCUUUUGAUCAUGUGAGGGCAAUGAAGGCAACUAUGGACCAAAAGAAACAAUCAUAUGAAGCUCUCAUCUCCCACUUCACUCUCAAAUUAUUGACUUCCUAUAUAAGCCCAAAGGUGGGAAGUUGGGUCUAUCAGAGGAUACUUUGUAAAACAACAUUGCUGAUUUCAAAUAUUAUGGGUCCUUCAGAGGAAAUUGUUAUUGCUGGCAAUCCUGUAACGAACAUAAGACUGAACAUUUCAAGCCAACCUCAUGCGAUUACAUUGCACAUGGUGAGUUAUGCAGGAAAUGCCGAUCUGCAAGUGUUGGUGGCCAAGGACAUCAUCCCUGACCCAGAGGUCCUCGUAAACUGCUUCUACGACUCCCUACUUGAAAUGAAGAAUUGCAUCAAGAUAUAGACAUAGUUAUGAGUUUAUUUCUUAAGGUAUUUUAUGUAUUUGUCAUCUUUCAACCAUUCACAUGUUGGUAUAACUAGAUAUGUUGAUUGCGCCCACGGGUAUCAAAAUAGCGAUUCUACUUUGAAACGGAAACAACUCUUAGAAUCGAAUCGUAAGAUUCUACGAACAAGUAUAAACAAGAUUUUAUUCUCAAAUUUCAUUGAAAGUGCUUAAUUAUAUUAUAGGUAAAAAACAUAAUAAUUGAAAUAUAUAGUUGUUUACUAGCUAAAUAA